CCCUCAGAAGGACUCUGCUGUAGCUCUCUUCACUAGUGCGCUGUCUGGCCUGCUGUAACUGCUUUGCUUUGUUAAGAUGAAGAAUGAUAUGGAAAUUCAGUUUUCAUCAGUUCUUCUGCUAGCACAUUUCUGCUUUGUAGGAGCACAGACUGAUUACGCACCCUAUUUCUAUGAUAAUGGGCCUAACAGUAACAAUGGUAAUAUGGCAUUGUUAAAUCUCUCAGAGGACACACCAAAAGGAACACAGAUAUAUAUUCUUAAUGGAACUGAUCCAGAAGGCCAGCCAGUAAAGUAUGGAAUGACCUUUGAACCCGGAUCCAAAGAAUAUUUUCGUGUUCAUCCCAAAUCUGGAGCAGUAACUCUAAUCGAGGAACUUGACAGAGAGGCACAAGAUGAGAUUGAAGUCUCUGUCAGUAUCUCAGAUAGCCUUAAUAAAGUAGCUGAAAAGGUUUCAGUUUUUGUCAUGGAUGCCAAUGAUGAGAGUCCACAGUUUCAGAACAUGCCUUCCAUUGUAGAUGUCCCUGAGAACACUACAUCUGGGAAUAGCAUCUACAAAGUGCAGGCAGUGGACAGAGACACCGGCUCAGGGGGAUCAGUCACUUACUUCCUCCAGAGCAGUGAACCGAGCACAAAGUUUGUCAUUGACCAUCAUAGUGGUGUGUUGCGGAUAAAACCAGGUGAAACCCUCGAUUAUGAGAAAUCCCGCACACAUUUCAUCACUGUGGUGGCAAAGGAUGGAGGGGGUAUUUACAAGGGAAAGCAACAAGUGAUGUCAUCAUCUGCCACUUUGACUAUAAAUGUGAUUGACACUCAAGACACUCCUCCUGUUGUUGGGACUCCUUACUUUGGUUAUGUCUAUGAGGUCUCCUCACCUGGAUCUGAGAUAUUUACUGUUUUUGCCAAAGAUGGAGACAUGGAUAAUCCAAAUCCAAUCAUGUAUUCAAUAGAUUCUGGAGCAGAUGGUGUUUUUGCCAUCAAUCAAACCAGUGGAUGUAUCAUUCUGAAGGUGUACCCAGCAGACCUGAGGAGAGAAGUCUAUAAUAUUAAAGUCAAGGCUUUAGAGGUUAGUCCAGAAGGAAAACGCUUGGACUUUGCAGUCACCACAGUGACCAUUCGGGUAGUGGAUCUGAACAACCAUCCACCCACAUUCUUUGGAGAGAAUGGACCACAGAACGUGUUUGAGUUAACUAUGUAUGAGCAUCCUCCAGAGGGAGAGUUCCUGAGAGGCUUGAAAAUAACAGUCAAUGACUCCGACCAGGGAUCAAAUGCAAAAUUUCACCUCAGACUGGUGGGCCCAGGCCGCAUGCUACGAGUGGUUCCAACCGUCCUGAAUGAAGCCCAAGUCACUGUCCUGGUAGAGGAUUCUGCAGCAAUGGAUUUUGAGAAAUCACAAUUCCUGACAUUUAAGCUCCUCGCUGUAGAAGUUGACACCCCUGAGAGAUUUAGUGCCACGGCAGACAUAAUCAUUCAUCUGCUAGACACCAAUGAUAAUGCUCCCAAAUUCUCCUCUGAUUUUUACAUCGCCCGGAUUCCAGAAAAUUCGCCCGGAGGAUCCAGUGUUGUGUCUGUGACAGCCACAGAUCCUGAUUCUGGUCUUUGUGUGGUCAGAUACUCCAUCUAUGGCUCAGGAUCAGACCU
Carassius auratus (goldfish) is the source of this 1638-nucleotide messenger RNA. Its product is annotated as cadherin-related family member 1-like. Lineage: Eukaryota; Metazoa; Chordata; Actinopteri; Cypriniformes; Cyprinidae. Gene Ontology annotation, biological process: homophilic cell-cell adhesion. Gene Ontology annotation, cellular component: plasma membrane. Gene Ontology annotation, molecular function: calcium ion binding. The record is from RefSeq and is a predicted model, not a curated record.